Molecule: messenger RNA, 378 nt
Organism: Paraglomus occultum
Lineage: Eukaryota; Fungi; Glomeromycota; Glomeromycetes; Paraglomerales; Paraglomeraceae
Source: the annotation of a GenBank genome assembly
CGGAAAAUAUUUUGCCGCCGCUGCUAGAAAAAUUGGCUGCUAGCAAUUUCUUAGCCAACAAUAUUCAAUUUGAGAGCAAAAUGGCUUUUUCUUAUUUCAAAAGUAUUGAGGGAUUAAGCACUUUCUUUGUUAUGAUCGUAGUUACAGGCCUAGUUGUUAAUUACAUAUUCAUUCAAGGACAAAGUCUUAAAGAAGCUCUCAAAUCUUACCGAGCUGACAAAGAAAGAGAAGCGAGAAAUAAUCAAUUAUUGAAGGAUAUGACUAAGCCGAUCUUUCCUGACGAGAACUUUCCUUCUUUUGGAGAUAUAGGUGGUUAUGAGGAUGCUAAAAUAGCUUUGCAAACAGUCGCCGAAGAAUUGAAAAAGGGGAGCAAGAUUG